Messenger RNA from Brassica napus (rape), 3376 nucleotides. RefSeq names its product pentatricopeptide repeat-containing protein At5g61400-like. The coding region runs from base 250 to 2271 and encodes 673 amino acids. The record is from RefSeq and is a predicted model, not a curated record. The transcript is spliced from 2 exons. Lineage: Eukaryota; Viridiplantae; Streptophyta; Magnoliopsida; Brassicales; Brassicaceae. Gene Ontology annotation, molecular function: protein binding.
AAAGUGUAUAGUUUGCGGUUUACCAUAACUACAGUCGACGCCCAAUUCAUCAAAAAGAACGUUGCACUUGUCAUAUGACUCUAUCCCCUUAACUGAUCAAUUAAAAAUAAAAUUGAUUUUAACAACUUAUCUAAUAAACCUGCUGCACAAUGCUAACCGGAAUAAACCGAGGUAAGUAUUGUACGGUGUACCAUCACAAACCUGAGAAGAGUUUGACCAGAAUCCAAUCACUCUCCUCUCCUCCUCCAGAUGUUGAAGCUUCUUCAUAGACCAUCAACUCACAUCUACAAGCUCCAACCUUUCACCUUCAGAUCGUUCUCUCAACCUCAAUCUCCCUCAAAGUCACCACCUUUAUUCCCUUCUUUUUCUUCGAGUCUAGCCUCCGCAAUACUAAAAUGCAGAUCACCAGAGGAAGCAAUCAAACUCUUCGAAACAUCUCCAAGACUCAACCCAUCAAACUCCAACGAUCUCCGAUCUCACUCCGCAUUAAUCCACGUCCUGACCCGAGCUCGGAGGUACUCGCACGCAAGGUGUUUGAUAAAAUGCCUCAUUGAAACUCUCAAGCGCCGCCCUUACAGAGUUUUCAACGCCCUUGAGGAUGUUAACAGCUCGAAGUUUAGUAACGGUGUGUUUAGUCUGUUGAUUAUGGAGUUUGUGGAGAUGGGUUUGUUCGAAGAAGCUCUUUUUGUGAGCCGUGAGAUGAGAACAUCUCCUGAUGUGAAAGCUUGUCUCACGGUUUUGAAUGGUUUGGUUAGAAGGAGAAGGUUUGAUUCUGUCUGGGUUGAUUAUGAGUCUAUGGUCUCUCGUGGGUUGGUUCCUGAUGUGUACGUUUACUCUGUUUUGUUCCAAUGCUGUUUCAAGCAAGGCUUGUCCUCCAAGUUAAAGACGCUUCUUGAUGAAAUGACAUCUAAGGAGAUCAAGGCUAAUGUUUAUAUCUAUACUAUAUAUAUCCGUGAUCUGUGGAGGGAGAGUAAGAUGGAGGAAGCGGAGAAAGUGUUUGACUUGAUGAAGAAGAAGCAUAAUGUUGUUCCAAACUUGUUUACUUACAGUGCAAUGAUUGGUGGAUACUGUAAAGCUGGUAAGUUGAGACAGGCUUACACGUUGUAUAAGGAGAUUGUGGUUGCUGAGUUGCUACCAAACGUUGUUGUUUUCGGCGCAUUGGUUGAUGGUUUCUGCAAAGCUAACGAAUUGGUAGCUGCGAGGAGUCUUUUAGUGCAUAUGGUGAAGUUUGGGGUUGAUCCUAAUUUGCACGUUUAUAACUGUUUGAUUCAUGGGGAGUGUAGAUCAGGGAGCUUGUCUGAAGCAAUGAGAUUGUGUUCCGAGAUGGAAAGGUUUAGUCUUUCGCCUGAUGUGUUUACUUAUACUAUACUCAUCAAUGGGCUAUGUAGUAAAGAUCGGUUAACAGAAGGAGAUAGAUUGUUUCAGAAGAUGAAGAGUGAGAGGAUCUUUCCUAGCUCUGUGACUUACAACUCGCUGAUUCAUGGGUAUUGUAGAGAAGACAAUAUGGAAAAGGCCUUGGAGUUGUGCUCAGAGAUGACAGCAAAUGGCGUAGAACCGGACAUUGUAACGUUUUCUACUUUGAUCGAUGGUUACUGCAAGUUGAGAAACAUGAAAGCUGCAAUGGGCUUGUACUCUGAGAUGAGCAUCAAAGGUAUAGUUCCUGAUGUUGUGACGUACACAGCUUUGAUCGAUGGGCAGUUCAAAGAGGCUAACGUGAAGGAAGCGCUAAAGCUGUACAGUGAUAUGUUGGAGGCUGGAGUCCACCCUAAUGAGCACACGUUUGCUUGCCUGGUUGAUGGUUUCUGGAAAGAAGGGAGAGUCUCUGAUGCCAUCGAGUUUUAUCUGAAAAACAAUCAUGCAUGCUGGAAUCAUGUGGGGUUUACAUGUUUGAUUCAAGGGUUAUGUCAGAACGGCUACGUUCUUAGAGCUACCAGGUUGUUCUCAGACAUGAGAUCUGGUGGGAUAACGCCGGACAUGCAGAGCUAUGUAUCAAUGCUAAAAGGUUAUCUUCAAGAAAAGCGUGUUAUUGACACAAUGAUGUUGCAUUGCGACAUGAUCAAAACUGGUGUCUUGCCAAACCUUGUGGUGAAUCAGUUCCUAGCCAUGGUUUACCAAGAGAAUGGAUAUCUAAGACCAGCUUGUUUCUUGACCAACUCUGAAUCCUUUAGAAACUAUCAGCUAAUCUGCAAAGUAAGAUGGAUGAUUCAUGCUUGUAGUAACCACACAAAGACGGUCACUUCUUGCUCUGUCCACUACCAUGCAAAUUGCUGAAGUAUCCUUGAGGGUUACUCUCAAAUCCACCUCUUGAGAUGUAAGCACCACCUUUUGAACCCGGUGCAACCAUAUAACCUCCGCCGCCUCCGCUCUUUCCUCCACCGCUGCUGCUACCACCACUGCUCUUUCCUCCACCGCCUCCGCUCUUUCCUCCACUGCUGCUGCCACUUUUUCCACUCAUAUUUCAAAUGUGAUUUUGUUCAAGAACUUAGAGAUUUGAGACUGUGUAAGGUAGUGGGUUUGAGCAUUGGCUAUUUAUAGUGAUAUAGAGCGGGUUCAAAGCGUUGGUCAAAGGAAAAUGAUCCUUCCCAAGAUUAUUGUAGUAACUACGUUGUUUAAAACAUCAAAUGAUUCAUACCACCUCGUGAAAGUAAUUGGUAUCAAAUUACAUUUACGAAGUGGUUACCAUUUAUCAACGGGUUGAAUGAAUCUAACGGCUCUUUGAAUUCGUUUUCAAUACUCUUUCAGGCUUUAUAGCAUAGAGCCCAUAUAAGUAUUGUGCCUAACUAGUUUUGUAGUUGCCCAUUGUCGAGCUAUAUCUGAUUGUUGUUUCUUCCGACGAUUAACAUAUAUGAAUGUAAUUGGUUGGAGAGUAACCCCAAGUUAAAAGCAUAAAAGAGUUACUAUAAAUUGGUUGAUUAAAUUAAAGUAUCAUUAAAUAAAACUAGUUCAGCCGAUAAAAAAAUACAAAAUAUAUUUUGUAGUUUGGUUAUAAAUUUCAAAUAACAUAAAAUUAUUAUAUAAUAAUAGUAAUAUGUAAAUAUCUUUCGAGAAACACAUCCACUAAAACACACUAUACACAUCAUCAUGCACGCAUUAAACAUAUAUUUACAUGUACAGAACUAUACAAUUAGAUUCUUUCAAAAAACAUUCCUAAUGAAAAUGAUUAUAGUCAUGUUAUUUGCUUACACGUACCAAUUUACCAAUAUCUAAAUAUAUUUUUGAAACUUCCGUAAGAAAACUUUAAGUUGAGGAUGAAAAUUUGGAAUUAUAUGCUUGAUGUGCGACAUGUAUAGUCAGCCAAUAAAGUUGUAAAUAAUUAUAAUAUAACUAUUUUGCUUAGUUAAUUAGUACAUAAUUAUUUAUUUAUAGAUUAUUUACA